CUCAUGAGCGAACUGAACUUUCAGCUGUAAACGUGGCCCACUGGAGGAAAGCCCAAUGAAAAGUUUGGUUGCCCCCGAACCAAUUGUGACCCGCACCCGCCCGGAUAACACUCCACCCACCCCCUUCGUUGCCAAUUUCCGCUUGAAUUAAUUCUGUGUUUAAAUCUGCGAAUCGUCGUCGUCGUCGUCGGCGUUGUUGGUCCUUCGUCCUGCAGUCAGUCGGAGUGGAGCAAGUGAACCCCUGCGGCUAGCCAACCACCCUCCAUCCAUUCGAGCCACCCACUCUAGUCAAAUUUAAUAAAAGGCCGCACCAGAGUUUCUCUGGUGGUGACUGGAAAUAUCUCACACUCUCCCAUUAUCCUGCUCCAACUCCGUGGAUGUCCUCCAACUGGUGAAUAUUGUCCUGGCGGGCUCACGCAGUGCGACAAAAGCCGCCCGCAGCGUUUUUAUAUGCGCACAUAAUUCAGAGCGUCGGCCAGUAACACCCGCUGCCAAAAGUUAAUGCCCAAAAGCGAGGCCGCCACAAUGAUAACCAACAAUAAUUUGGAUUAUGACCAGGGCCAGGACAGUGCCAGUAGCAACAGCACAAUAACAGCAGCAACAUCGACCGCAAGCACAGCGGCAACAUCGGUCGCUAUGAGCAACAGAAACGGCAGCACCAGCAGCAGCAACAACUCCUCGCCCACGGCAGACAGUACCAAUUCCAACUCCAACUCCAAUUCAAAUUCAAAUUCAAACUCAAACUCAAAUAUAAAUCCAAAUCAGAACUCCAACUCCAAUUCGAAUUCGUAUUUUAACCGAUUCGAUAAUCGUAUUGCUGCCAAUUUGGCUGCUGUUUUAACCGGAGCAGGAGCCCGUUUUCGAUCCUCAUCGUGUAGUAAUCGUCAGCCAAGUGGAACCGGAAACUCUGCAAUUUUGAGAUCUCCCUUGGCCACCAUAAGCCGUAAAACAAGUCUGGCCACGCCCUCUUCGCCUGCCAGUCUAGGACGACGCCGGCCACUGCAGCUCUUCACACACGCAAAUCUCAACUGCAAUGACAACGAAAAGGUGGCCCAAACACCGAGCUCUGAUGAGGACAACUCGCCCACCGAACUAAACAGUUGCAAGCGUCUAGCAGACAAGCCUCCCUUGGUCAAACGCUUGACAAUGGGUUUGCUGCGUCACAAUGAGGAGUCACGCCCACUGGUAGGCGACAUUACCCCUUUGACCGCUCCCUUGGACAUCCAACCGGUGUACUCAAACGGCUACAUCAACGAGGACUCCUACAUCGACAGCAAGUUCGGUGACUCGUGCCGCCAGUCCUUGACAGCCAUUCCCAUGCUGGACAAUGUCAACCUCAACGACAAUAACGAGUUCAACCUCAAGAAGCGAUAUUUAAGGGAGACGAGCAGCGCCAAUUCCAGUCCCAAAAUCUUUGCCAAUCGCCUGCGGAUGAACCAGGCUGCCACUGCCCAGCGGAGCAGCAGUGUGGCCAACGCUUUUGGCAAUAUGGGAACAGAGGAGGAAGAUCUCGAGCUGAAAGAUGCAUGCUGGUACCAGGCGGGCAUCUCCAGAGAUAUAGCCGUCGAGGUCCUGCAAAGCAAGAGCCCAGGUGCGUUUCUGGUGCGUAAGAGCAGCUCCAAGCCAGGAUGUUAUGCCCUGACACUGCGCGUACCGUCGCCACCUGGGCCAAAAAUAGCCAACUACAUAAUCCUCAGAUCCCCAAGGGGCUACAAGAUCAAGGGCUUUCGCAAGGAGUUCUCCAGCUUGAAAGCCUUGAUCACCCACCAUUCGGUGAUGCCCGAACUGCUGCCCGUCCCUUUGGCAAUGCCCCGUCCCACCAAUAUGUCAUCUUCAAGGCGGAACCUAGACGACUUUGAUACCUACGAUUCCCUGCAGAUGCUGCUGAAGUAUCUGCGGGCCAAGAACAUGGAGACGGAGCAGCAGCAGUAGCUAAUGGAGGAAAUCGAUCAACUGGUAGCACAAAAUUACAUUUAAGUUCCGGUUGGGCAAAAUAGUUUUGCUCGCAAUCGGACCGAUACCGAGAAAAUGUGAUACUCUAUGAAAAAGAAAAACACAGACACUGCAAAUGAAACGCCUAGCUGAUAAAUGGUGAAAGUAUCUAUAGUUUAGUUUAGUUUGGGUUUAUGGUUGUUCCCUGUUUUUGGUUUAGAGCGUUGACGAAAUAUAACCAUUAAAGGGUAGGAAAAGUGCGAAAGGAUAGUAAUAGCUAUGUCGAGGACAUUGCAGUUUACUAAGAGAAAGGAAAAGAUAUCAUCUCCAGCUUUCAAUGUUUAUUCAGAAAUUUAAGUCACUUUCACAUUCUUAUCGUUGUUAAUGGAAAACAAAAAUUAAAACAUUCAACUUAUUCAAUUGGUCAGCCAGGAAUGUUUAAUUUUCAAUUUCCUUUUAGCAUUUUCAACUGCAAGCCUAUUAAAGAAUAAUUCCAAAAAUUAAAUAAUAUACCAAAUAUGGAAAACUCUAUGUUAAAUGUUGUUGCUGCUUUCCACUGUUAAGCAUAAAUAAAUAUAUACCAAAUUGAAAUGCAUAUUUUAAAUGUAAGCAAAACAGACAGACAAACCGAAAGUCGACCCAAAAAUGUAAAUAACUCACUACCGUAACAUAAUUGAGUAAAUAAAGUUGUUUAAUUUAUAAUAAAAAAAAAAGAGAAAAACAAUAAAAAUGAAAACACAGAACACGAGUAAUAACAAUCAAUUUCUCUUCUCUCGCUCAUUAUGCAAAUUUUGUGCAUGGCCAGCUGGCAGCUGAAAUGAAUUUUCACACGUUAAUAAUUUUUUGGCGACACAUUUUCAGCGUUCGAAGCUCUUUAAAGGCUCGCAACUUGUGCCACUUUGUUGUUGGCCUAAUCACCGUCAUUAUACGAUUUUAAUUUGCUAAACUUUU
Messenger RNA from Drosophila eugracilis, 2883 nucleotides. RefSeq lists its product as uncharacterized. Bases 502 to 1932 code for a protein of 476 amino acids. The transcript has 6 exons. NCBI's taxonomy places the organism in Eukaryota, Metazoa, Arthropoda, Insecta, Diptera, Drosophilidae. The record is from RefSeq and is a predicted model, not a curated record.